AUGACCACCACGGUCAUAGCGGCUACGACGACCAAAGUAAAGCGCCGCGAACCGUUGGGGACGAUUGGAAUGGCGGCCUCCCAGGCGCAAUCGCGUUCGGCGGGCGCGUCUGGCAGGACUGCUGGUAAACGGAGUGCUCGCCUAGGCGCAGCGCAAGAUGGAUUGGGUGAAAUGACGAACAAAGGUGGGAAGCGGCCAGCGGUAUACGAGGAAGACGAAGACGGAUUCCAGUUUUCGCGAAAACCCUCAAAAAAGCCAAGGCCGUCUGUGGAGCCGGCUUCAGGGAAUCCACAGUCGGACUUGGAGAACGCGCCUCCAAAAUCGACUCCAAAGAGGGGGCGACCACCGAAGAAACAGAAAGAUAGCGCCAGUGCAGCUGCAGUAUCAGUAAAGGGGCCAACAACUGAGCUCCCAACAAGGAGGCCGACCAGAGGGAAUGGAAAUAAGGCAGAUGUACAACCGGCGUCAGAGUCACAGCCAACGCAGAUGACGCGCUCACCACGAAACCACGAACCUCCUUCACCAGAAUUACCCCCAGCAAAGGAAAGGAAACGAGGGCGCCCGGCCCGACCGAAGAAUCCAGAACCGAAUGGGUUUAAGUCGCCUGAGCCACCGUCCGUAGCAAUGCCUCAUCCGAAAGUCGGAACUGAAGAAUUCUUCAAACACAUUGCUGAUAGUGGUCUUCCAGAGCCACGGAGGAUGCGACAACUUCUGGUCUGGUGCGCCACUCGUGCGAUGGGCGCUGAGAAAUCGAGCUCACGCUCAGAGGAUCCGAGUGCCCGCUUAGCAGCGCGUGUUAUUCAAGAAGAAAUCCUGAAGGACCUUUCUACGAAUGACCUCUUAUCCAACUGGUUUAGCCGCGAAGACGUGAAUCCUCCCACGAUCGUGGUCAAAAAGCCGAAUCCGAGAAAUGUGCAAAAUAUGGACAAGAUCAAGGAAUUGGAGGAACAUAUUCAAAAACUCCAAAAAGAGCGACAUGCUCUGAAUGCCCUCCAUAAGCAACCCACGAUUCCACCAGUCACCAGUGACCCCGAAAUGCAACCCAAGCGCAAAGCACAGACAUCACCUUACGACCACAUCGACACCUCUCUCCUUGACCCCUCUCAACAAGCCCUUCUUGCGUCACUCCAUCCUCCAGCUCAAACAUCUUCCGAGGACAAGUCCUCAUCUUCGAGGUCAUUACCACCUGUCUCGCCCUCAACCGUUUCAACUCGUCUUUCCAAAAUCACCACAGGACUCGCUCCUACCCUCGACGCUUUUGCGGCUGGAAUUCACGAUAUCGAACUGUAUCGAUCAUCGGCAGAUGCUGUAUCAUCACGAAUACUACGCAUUUGCUCCCAGCGGCUCGAAGAGCGCGAUGCAUUGAAUACCCAGCAAUGGCUCGCAAUCGAGGGUAAUGAUAAUGAAUCACAUACUCCAGGAGAAGGCCGUGCACGUCGACGAGAAGACCUCGGAAUGGUCCUCGGCGCACUCAGCCGAAUCGAGCGACGGUAG
Messenger RNA from Penicillium chermesinum, 1494 nucleotides. Its product is annotated as Mis12-Mtw1 family protein. The transcript has 5 exons. Lineage: Eukaryota; Fungi; Ascomycota; Eurotiomycetes; Eurotiales; Aspergillaceae. The coding region runs from base 1 to 1494 and encodes 497 amino acids. The record is from RefSeq and is a predicted model, not a curated record. Gene Ontology annotation, biological process: cell division; mitotic sister chromatid segregation. Gene Ontology annotation, cellular component: MIS12/MIND type complex.